AUUAUACUCUUUUAAAAUCCUAUUUAUGUCUUUUUACGUUGUCUUAUUUUUCUUUUACAUCUUGUCUCAAUGGCCUUUUAUGUUUUAUGCAAAGUACUUUGAAUUACCAUGCUGUUAAAAGGUGCUAUACAAAUAAACACACCUUGCCUUGCAGUCAGACAUAAAGAUAAAGUCUGGUUGGGAUUGGUGGGUGUGUGCAUGAGUUCUCACAUUUUUGCUUCCAAGUUUCACAAAGUAAAGUAGUAAUACACAGGAGGACAUCUUGAUUAUGGAAUGUAAAGAAAUGUGGAUUCUGAGUAAGUUUAUUCACAGGACGUUAUAUCUUGGUGUGGCUGCUGCCCUCAUAGUCACUACCUUUACAACAUCAACAGAAAAAGAAGGCUACAGUACAUUGUCGAAUGAUAAAAACGAGUUUACGAGUCCCAAAAUGGCCUUUCAAGAUAAGCAUAACAUACAGUAUAAAAGAAUAGCUGCUUUCCUGACAGGAAGUUGAAAAACUGGCCUACUGAAUACAGUCUGCUGGAAUUUCCCUCCAAGGAAAUUGCCUCAAAUUACAUCCAUACAUUAGCGACAAUAUAAUGCAAUCCAACAAUUCAAUAAACUCCAGCCGCAAAAAUAUCUCAGGCUUGUUUACAAAUCACGGCACAGACUGAACAAUGUAACAUUCAGAAAGGAAGGAUGUAGUGGAUUUGCGUUAUACUUUGUGUUCUACUAAGUGCAAUAAGAGUAACGGGUGAAGAAAACAACGUUUAUAAUAUUGCUUGAUAUGUUUUUUUAAUAGUCACCAGCUGGAGUUCUCACUUUACUCACCUUUACUUUGAAUUUUGAUCUCUUCGUCACCGCUCAUGCCUCCCUGGAGCUCUGCCAACCUGUUGAUCAAAUCGAAUAACUUUUCACGCGCGCGGAGCUCUAAUGACGCAGCGCGCGAGGGGUGUGUGUGUGACACGAGCCUUCAUAUGUGUCUGACGAGCGACGGAAACUCUCAGAAGAGCAAGAAGUCAAGCGGACAGAACCGAAAAAGAGCAGAAAGGCCAGCCUGAAAGGGAGAUGAAGACCUUCCAGAGCCAAAGCCAGCCUGCGCAGCGCGCAGCCGCCAGCAGCCUGCACAGCCUCGGCAGCAGCGCCGUGAGUCCACUCAGCACGGCCGGCAUCACCGUCGCAGCCCUACUCAUCCUGACCAUCCCAGUCUGCAAAAGUGCUCCAGCAGAACUUCAGCAAGCCACAACAGAUCAGAGGAAGCUACUCAGCCAGAUAGAUGCUGUGUGCUCAUCCUACCUCUCUGCAGACCUGAAGUUUUGGGCAUCUGAUGUCUUAGGAGAACUCUGUGUCUUGACUCUGGUGCAGAAGUCAAAGGAGCUGAAAGUGCGAGAAAAUAGUAAAAGGACCCCUCUGUUGCACCCACUCCUGCAUUUAGUUUCUCAACUCUAUGCCAGAAGAGAGAGAGGACACUCAAUGCACGCUGAACUCCAGGGACCUGCGGGAAUCCAGAGCAGAGGUUACUUCCUCUAUCGGCCACGAAAUGGAAGACGAUCCUUAGAAUAUGAGUAAAUUAAAGAGUCUUCAGCUCUGAAGCCUAAUGUACAGAGACAACAAAGACCCUGAGACCCGAUCCGCUGCACCACGACUGAGUUAUCCAGACUUCAACCACAGCCCUCUGCCACUGCUGUAUAGUUAUGUCUGAAUGUACAAAAAUAAUAUGAUUAAAAUACUAUUAAUUUGUCCAGAUUUGAUUUGCCUCAUUUGCAUUAAAACAGCUAUAAUGUGGUCA
Molecule: messenger RNA, 1768 nt
Organism: Siniperca chuatsi (mandarin fish)
Lineage: Eukaryota; Metazoa; Chordata; Actinopteri; Centrarchiformes; Sinipercidae
Gene: nmu
Product: neuromedin U
Exons: 9
Coding region: 1048-1548 (166 amino acids)
Biological process (GO): regulation of smooth muscle contraction
Molecular function (GO): neuromedin U receptor binding
Source: RefSeq, a predicted model, not a curated record